Messenger RNA from Chironomus riparius, 1057 nucleotides. The record is from the annotation of a GenBank genome assembly. NCBI's taxonomy places the organism in Eukaryota, Metazoa, Arthropoda, Insecta, Diptera, Chironomidae.
GCCACACUUGUUCAUAGUUGAACUGAAUUUUGUGAAAUGAAGAUCGCAAUUGCGUUUUUAAGUUUUAUUGUGUUAGCCCACACAAUACCAAUUGAAGAAUUAGAGCCAGUAGAAAUAGAACCACAAUUUGAUGUCUACCGUGAUGUUCGUCUGUUACUAAGCACAAGAAGAAAUCGUGGAAGUCCGAUACGAAUUUCCUUCAGAAAUGCGGAGAGCAUUCGAGCAAGUCCAUUUGAUCCUGCAAAGCCUACGAGAGUCUUGAUUCAUGGAUGGUGGGAGGAUGAUACCUCAGCUAUUUCUGUAGAUACAUCCGAGGAAUUAUUGAAUUAUUAUGAUUUUAAUGUGAUAUUUGUUGACUGGAGUGUAGGCGCACAAACAAUCAAUUAUAUUGGAGCUGCUAAUCGUGUGGAAACUGUUGGAUUCUUUGUUGCAUCGCAGCUGAAUUUCAUGAGAGAAUAUAAAUUUGUGGACUUUGAUAGACUUCAUGUCAUUGGAUUCUCACUCGGUGCCCAUAUUGCUGGACACACUGGAAAGAAUACAAAUGGAGAAAUUCACACAAUCGUUGGUCUUGACCCAGCUGGUCCACUGUUCAGCGAAAGGCGCCCAGACGGUAGAAUUGAUGCCAAUGAUGCCAGAUACGUUGAAUGCCUUCACACUAACGGCGGACUCAUCGGAGCUGGAAUUGGAACAGCAAUUUGUCAAGCAGACUUCUUCCCAAAUGGUGGCUCAAGUCAACCAGGUUGCUGGACGAAUACAUGCUCACAUGGUCGUGCUGUAGCUUUCUAUGUAGAAUCAAUUAUUGACAACUCAUUCCAUGCAACAAGAUGUGAGACUGAACGUGAUGCAUCUCGGGAGAGUUGUAAUGCUGGAACUGGAUUUUGGUUUGGUGGGGAGCCAUCGAAUGCUAGAUUUAAUUUGACAGGAAUAUUCCAUUUUAGAACCAAUAGAGAUUAUCCUUAUGCUCAAGGACCCGCAAGACCAUAAUUAAAAAAUAUUUUUUUAAUGCAUAAAUGAAAACCGAAUCUGUAAAUAAAGAUAGUGAUUAAGUUUCUAAAUG